Molecule: messenger RNA, 1840 nt
Organism: Punica granatum (pomegranate)
Lineage: Eukaryota; Viridiplantae; Streptophyta; Magnoliopsida; Myrtales; Lythraceae
Source: RefSeq, a predicted model, not a curated record
CAUUAAAGCUCUCUCUCUCUCUCUCUCUCUCUCUCUUCUGAGUGUGUCCCUACUCACCGGCGCAAGAGAGUGACCGAGCUAGUGAGGGGGGGGAGCUCGAACUGGCUGUGGGUUCCUUGUGGGCAGAGGGCUGUCUGAGAUUUUGCCUUUCUUCUUCCCACAUUUCUCUAAUAAGGGUGUGAGAGCUUGUGGUCUGAGCUUUGCAGUUCCAUCUGCUGUGCUCUUUGAGGGAUUUUGCUCUGCUUUUUCUUUCUGGGUUUUGGGAGGAAGAUUCAAGAAUGAGGAGGGAUCGGCAGCUCAGAGCUGCAGCCGCGGCGGUUGUGUGCUUGCUGGGUCUGGUGUCGCUGGCCUGCGCCGGGAGGGUCGAUGGCGGUUCGAGGCAGAAGCUGGAGGUGGAGAAGCACUUGAGGCGCCUGAACAAGGCCCCUGUGAAAACCAUUAAGAGUCCCGAUGGGGACAUAAUAGAUUGUGUCCACAUCUCUAAGCAGCCUGCAUUCGAUCACCCUUUCCUGAAAGACCACAAAAUUCAGAUGAGGCCUAACUAUCACCCGGAAGGGCUGUUUGAUGAGAAGAAGGAGGUGGCUGCAGAGGCCAGAGAGAGGGAGAAUCCGAUCAAGCAACUGUGGCACAUGAACGGGAAAUGCCCCGAGGACACAGUUCCCAUUAGGAGGACAAAGAAAGAUGAUAUCUUGAGGGCAAGCUCCAUGAAGAGAUACGGGCGGAAAAAGCACAGGACCGUCCCUGUCCCAAAGUCUGCUGACCCUGAUCUCAUCAACGAGAGUGGCCAUCAGCAUGCCAUAGCUUAUGUUCAAGGAGACAAGUUUUAUGGAGCAAAAGCCACCAUCAAUGUAUGGGAGCCAAAGAUACAGCAACCCAAUGAGUUCAGCUUGUCUCAGCUCUGGAUCUUGGGAGGUUCCUUCGGUGAAGAUCUCAACAGUAUCGAAGCGGGUUGGCAGGUCAGUCCUGAUCUAUACGGUGAUAACAACACAAGGCUCUUCACUUACUGGACUAGCGAUGCAUAUCAAGCGACAGGUUGCUACAACCUCCUCUGCUCGGGCUUCAUUCAGAUCAACAGUGAGAUAGCAAUGGGAGCAAGCAUCUCCCCUGUCUCUGCUUAUCGAAACUCGCAAUAUGAUAUCGGUAUACUUGUCUGGAAGGACCCGAAUGAAGGGCACUGGUGGAUGCAGUUCGGGAACGACUACGUCCUGGGCUACUGGCCUUCCUUCCUGUUCUCAUACCUAGGGGACAGUGCCUCGAUGAUCGAGUGGGGAGGGGAAGUUGUGAACUCGGAGCCCAACGGGCAGCACACCUCAACCCAGAUGGGCAGCGGACACUUCCCGGAGGAAGGAUUUGGAAAGGCCAGCUACUUCAGGAACAUUCAGGUCGUUGAUGGGUCAAACAACCUCAAGGCACCCAAAGGGUUAGGGACCUUCACCGAUAAGUCCAGCUGCUACGACGUUCAGACAGGGAGUAACGGGGACUGGGGCCAUUACUUCUACUAUGGAGGCCCGGGCAGAAAUCCGAACUGCCCUUGAACAAUUACGACAGCCCUCUAUAUACUCACUGUUUUCGGUUAUAGGAGGUCCGGGUAGUCAAACGGUGUCCUGUAAGCGGCUGGAAGUUUUUGUGUUGCACAUAGAAUAUAUCGUCGGUCCAUGUUAAGAGGGGUUGUGACUUAGGAGGGAUGACCAAAGUUUCUCCACUUACGUCUGAAAGAAACGGGUCAUGGUCCCCUUGCUAUCUCUCUCUUUGUAUUCUAUUUGUUUGUUGGCUCCUCACUUGGGAGUUGACUGCUUUGUUAAUGAAUGAAGUAAUCUAAUCCCUUAUCUUCACAAUCUCA